AUGGCUCUGCUGAAGUUUCAACUGCUGCUGGGGCUGGGUGUGGCAGUGAGCUCAGUGUCUCUGCAGAAGAGGGUCGUUGGAGGUGAGGACUGUAGAGACGAUGAGCGACACUAUCAUGUGAAGGUCUACAGAUAUAAUCAAAUAACAUCAAGGUUCUGUGGAGGAUCUCUGAUCAGUGAUCAGUGGGUUUUGACUGCAGCUCACUGCUGGAACCCAGAACCAGGGUGGGUUAAUGAAGUACAUCUYGGAGUUCAUCCUAAAAGUGCUCCAAAGUGGACUGAUACAGUCACUCAACUUGAGGUAUAUAGAGACAGUAAYGGUCGUUAUCAUGACAUCAUGCUCCUGAAGCUGUCAAGAAAAACAGAAAUCCGACCAAUCAAACUACCUGACUGUCCAGAUACUCUMCUACUCGGCACCAAGGUUCAGAUUGCAGGUUAUGGACCAGCAGAAGUUGGCCUUCUUAACAAAAGAAUCAAACAUGUUCCAGACGGUCUUCAGUGUGCAGAGUUAAAGAUUGAUAAACAUGAAAAGUUGGAAAAGAUGCGGGCAAAAGCCGARGACUUUAAGUUGAGUUACCAGAAGUGGUACAGUGUGACAAGCUCUAAGAAGGAUGUGUCUCGCGGCGACUCUGGUGGAGGAUUUGUGUUCAACAACAGGCUGUAUGGUAUUUGUACCUUCACUGGAGAUGCAUGGUAUGCACUCAGUGCACCAAGUGCUUUCAUCGAUGUCUGUGCCUACAAGCAGUGGAUAGAUGACACAAUUAAAUAACCAAAAAAAAMCUAAUUUGCUAGGUGUCUGUAUUGUGGCGAAAUGUUCCCAGCACCAUAAAAUCACAAAGUUCAAGUUAAUCUUUAAAUUUCAAUUUUCAGUUGAUUCAUUUUCUGAUUUACAGCUGAAUUAUUUGGAGAUUUAAGUUAUUGUGUACAAGUUAAUCUGUGAUAAUAUCUUAUUUCUCAAUAAGUAAAGCUGCUGUUUGUAAUAAUCAGUAAUAAUAUCCACUGUCACAUGACUAGGAAAUAAAUGGCUGUUAUCUGA
Molecule: messenger RNA, 1035 nt
Organism: Poecilia reticulata (guppy)
Lineage: Eukaryota; Metazoa; Chordata; Actinopteri; Cyprinodontiformes; Poeciliidae
Product: arginine esterase-like
Biological process (GO): proteolysis
Cellular component (GO): secretory granule
Molecular function (GO): serine-type endopeptidase activity
Source: RefSeq, a predicted model, not a curated record